AUGAAAGGACAGACAGAAGAGCAAAGCAGACUCAUAACAGGAGGAGACUCACUCAUGGCCUAUGAGACAGGCCUAUGCUUUCCUGCCAUCAACUCUUCAUGUAUGAAAGGCAAACGCUCCAGACAUGAAUAUAAUAUCAUGUAUGUGUUUUUUUCAUUGCUGUCAGCAUGGACUGUGUUUCUGAAUCUGCUGGUGAUCAUCUCCAUCUCUCACUUCAAGAAGCUUCACACUCCAACCAACCUGAUCAUUCUCUCUCUGGCUGUGGCCGACAUACUUACUGGACUUAUUGUUAUGCCUUUGGAGGCCAUUAAACUGAUUGAGACGUGCUGGUACUUUGGCAAUACUGCCUGUGGACUGUUUACUAUUACCCUUGGUGUGAUUAUUUCAGCAUCUCUUAGUAAUUUGGUUUUAAUUGCUGUUGAUCGUUAUGUGGCUUUGUGUCACCCUUUACGGUAUCCACAGAAAAUAACCAAAACCAAAACCUUAAUGACCAUCUGUCUCUGCUGGUUUUGCUCUUCAGCUUAUAUAAGUGCCCUUUUUUGCAGCAACAGACGUUCUGACUCUUCAGACAAAAUAGAUGUGUGUUAUGGAGAGUGUUCUUUCAUGAUGAGUUUUACAUGCACAGUCAUUGAUCUGUUUGUGUCCAUGCUUCUUCCUUCUACCCUGAUCAUAGCUUUAUAUUUGAAGAUAUUUCAUGUUGUACAUCAGCAAGUAAAAGUUAUAAACUCUCUGAGGAAGGGCGGUAAACGUGUAAGGGAGGAUUUGGUGGGGAGAAAAUCGGAGAGAAAAGCUGCUUUCACAUUAGGAAUCAUUGUAGCAAUUCAUCUUCUCUGUUGGUUACCUCUCUAUAUUUUUUUUCUGGCAGGGAAUACAAUGAUGUCUUCUGUAAUAGUGAAUUUUCUAAGAUGGGUCUACUAUAUUAACUCAGGCCUAAAUCCUCUUAUCUAUGCUUUAUUUUACCCUUGGUUUAGAAAAUCAGUUACAUGCAUUCUAUCACUGAAAAUAGUUCAACCAGCAUCUUCUCUGGUGGACAUUUUUUCAAAUUAUUACUCAUAA
Molecule: messenger RNA, 1056 nt
Organism: Puntigrus tetrazona (Sumatra barb)
Lineage: Eukaryota; Metazoa; Chordata; Actinopteri; Cypriniformes; Cyprinidae
Product: trace amine-associated receptor 13c-like
Exons: 1
Coding region: 1-1056 (351 amino acids)
Biological process (GO): G protein-coupled receptor signaling pathway
Cellular component (GO): membrane
Molecular function (GO): trace-amine receptor activity
Source: RefSeq, a predicted model, not a curated record